This is a messenger RNA of Octopus sinensis (East Asian common octopus), 1497 nucleotides long. RefSeq lists its product as uncharacterized. The record is from RefSeq and is a predicted model, not a curated record. Lineage: Eukaryota; Metazoa; Mollusca; Cephalopoda; Octopoda; Octopodidae. The coding region runs from base 359 to 952 and encodes 197 amino acids. The transcript is spliced from 2 exons.
UAGGGUUAGGGCUAACCCUAACCUAGAGAAAAGGGUUUCUGUUAUCUUCGGAAAUGUAAAGAAAGCCACUUCCGGUACGAAACAUCCGGUGAUAAUGUUGUCAUCACACAGAAAUAUUUUUCUAAAAGUUUUUUGCAACAAGUGAACAACAACUGGUCAGAAGACGACCGACAUUCAUAAUUUAAAUAUAAAACCUUUCUUUCAUGCGUUCAAAUACAUCCGAAUCAAUACUUGAAACCAGAAAAAAAGUUUUAAUGAUUUCUAUAAUCUAAGUUUUCAUUAAUUCAAGAGGUAAGAGAACGAAAAUCAACUUUCUAACUUCCUGCUUUUUCGCUGUUUUAUUACAUGCACAUAUACAAUGCGGUCACCAAGAAAUAUAAUACAAAAUAAUUUAUGUUUUCUCAGACAAAACAUAUCCGAACCUGACGUAAAAUCAAUUCAUGACAAGUUUCCUCAAUUAAAAGAAACAGACGUUAAUUUUCCAAAUAUUAUGCGUUUUUUUAUGGAGAAAAAUGACGCGGAUAGUUUUGAUGAGCUUUUAGGAUUUUUAGAAAAGGAAUGCCUCAAAAAACAUGUGGUACUGGCUUUGAAAAAAGAUAGAAACGAAUCAGAAGACACAGAGGCAGAGGACCACACUCAGAUACAAAUAAAUAUAAAGGGGCUGGAUGUGAAUUUACUCGGACGUAUUCUACUGCGAGUUCUUGACGGAUGGUUGCCAGUCGCUAAAGAGCUAGGAGUUACUGAUGAAAUUAAAAAGUCCCGACGUGAUUAUUCCGAUGAUGAGUUGUGCAAGAUAAACGUUUUUAACUGGUGGAGAAUAAGAAAAGGAUUCGAUAAAAAUGGGGUUAAAGAUUUGCUGAAGGCCCUUAGAAAAUACCCUGAAUGUAUUGUUGACUGGAGAAGUAUGAGAGAGUUAAUUAAUUCAGUAAAGGAAAAGAGAAAAUAUAGAUAAUAAAUGGAAAUUGACCAGGUCAGUGUGUUACAUAUAUAUUAGGCCUGAAAUUUUGUUGAAGGCAAUUAGUUGAUUGAAUGGACCUGACGAUGAUGAUGAUGAUGACGCAAAGAAGCAGAAGAAAUAAUAGACACAAGGACAGCAACUUUAAGAAGUGCGAGUUAAACUUUCAACGUAAAGAACCGGAAUGAUCUGUCACAACUUGGGCUAUUAAAAGGAACUCCAUCUUAACUAAUUCAUGUCUAUAUAUAACUAGCAGAAAUACCCAGCGUUGCCCAUUUUAAAGAACCUAAGGAAAUUCAAGAAUGCCUUUUAGAUCUCUAAAUAACAUGAAUCAUGGACCAUGCAGGCCUCACCUCCUAGUAGCUGAGAUACCAACUUUAUAUGUUAACUAGCAACUAAGCCCGAUUUCACCCAGUCGAUUUGGAUGAUGUGGUUGUAAAACCUGCUCUGUGUAAGCAUUCGACUUGAUUGGGUAUGCUUAUGUUAAAAAACAAUUUUAGAAUGACUUUUUUUCUGUCAAAACGCUAAAAAUAACUGACCAA